This is a messenger RNA of Bradysia coprophila, 1973 nucleotides long. Its product is annotated as DC-STAMP domain-containing protein 2-like. The record is from RefSeq and is a predicted model, not a curated record. Lineage: Eukaryota; Metazoa; Arthropoda; Insecta; Diptera; Sciaridae. Gene Ontology annotation, cellular component: membrane.
UCAAUAAAAGGAAAUUCAAAAUGUUUUUCAAUUGCAAUUUCGCCAAGAAAUUAAUACAAAUUUGUUUCCUCCGGAUUGCGUAUAAGAGGCUAAUUGGUUUCGUAUUCGGCGCAUUCCUAUCAUAUUUGACCUUUUUUAUAAUGAUUACACAGAUGGACGUUUCUCUGACACUAGCAACUUGGCUCAGUUCAGCAAUUUCUUUGUUUUUAUGCUUCGGAUUGGCAUACAGCAAAAAUGUUCAAUGCGUAACGCUGUUAAUGUUACCUCAAGUGUGCAGUAAACGGGGACGAUCAAUGCUAGUUGCUUAUGUAUUUUUAAUAACACUAUCAGGUCCGGCUGCGAAUGUAAUUGAAAAUAUCGGGGUACUAACAGCUAGUCUGUCUUGUGGUGAAGAGCAACUGAAAACAGCAUUUCGAGAAAUUUUUCAAAUGAUGAAAGAACCGAUGCUAACGAUUAAAAGGGCAAUCACCGACGUUAUCAGUAAAAUCAAGAGAUCAUUGCUAAAAGUUCGAAAAGUUUUCGUUAGGAUCAAAGAACUUAUAACCAAAAUCGUUAGGAACAUCAAGAAGGCAUUCAAUUUCUUGGGAAAAAUUGUAUUUAUGUGCAAUAAGAAAAUGGGAAGUCCUUUUCAACGAUGCAUAGAUGCAUUGGAAAGAGGUGCAGCCGAUUGUAGCAAGGCUCUCGGCCCCCUGGACGUUGUGUGCAAAGUGACAGAAUUGGUCCAACCGAUUUGUUUCAAUUUGAAAAUUUUAGAUUUAAUGUGCGGGCUUGUGGAUUUUGCUAGCGAUUCUAUCAUUGACGUUGUCUUGAAAGAUCUUGAGGAAUUCAUUGAUAGAAUCCAUAAAAUGUUUUACGUUUCGGUCACUUUCACUAAGCAUUCAUUCAACUUCAAAACCAAUUCAUCGAAGUCGUUGGCCACCAUAAAAGAAGAAAUUAUUGCUGACAUCAGGAAACAAGCGUCGCUCAUUUACGUUUUCAGCUUUUGGAUGGAUAUUAUUUCCUGUCUGAUGUUCCUGUGGACUAUUUCGAAGGUUGUUAGGUACAAACGGAAAUUUUUAUCGAGAAACCGAUACGACAACACAUAUUUGAGCAAACAGUUGAAAGCAUUCGAUGCGAAACGCAAAGAUUUACAACUAGAAACUGCUCUGCCAUUGAGGAGGAAAGAAAAACGGAAAUACGUUGAGCUGACCAGUCUCCAGCUUCUCAGAAAAGAAAGAUUUCGAAUAGCGAGACAGGGAUUCUUCUUAUUCACGUCAACUACGUAUAUGCUUUUGAUCAUUUUAACGGAUUACAGCCUUUUCUGGUUGCUCAGUACAAUAAGAUAUGCUGCAAGAGCUGAUGAUGACGUUGAACUACCGCCUUUCAUGUCGGUUACUGUCGGUGGUAAUGGAAUUUUUGUGGAAAUCGUUAAGGGAAUCGUAGAUGCUAUGACGCCAGCUACAAGUAGCUAUAAAAUAGAUGUAACCCCAUGUCUUCCGUCGCCUUCGGUACCCAACACAGACCGAUAUGUACAAAUUGUGUUUUUGAUUGCAAUGUCCUGGAUUUUGCUGGUAUUCGAACCCUAUGCACUGAGACUGCGACAAAUCAUAAUGAACCGAAUGUAUCCGGAAAAGGCAAACGAAAGGGCCGCCUGGCUUUGUAACCAGAUAAUCCGUAAACGGAUUUCGUUCGCGAAGUUCGCUAGAAGAAAAGCACGGCAACAAUUUCGAAACGAUUCCGGAGCAAAGAAUCUGUCCAUUCUAAACUUUUUGAGAGUGAAAUUGAAUCGGUUCUGGAUAGUUCGUAAGAUACUGGGCGAAGAUAUGACAUGUACGUUAUGUGCCAUCAACAGUAAAAAAUUGAAGAAAUGUGAAUCGCUGAACUGUACAGUCAAGUACUGCGAAGAAUGUAUUUCUCUAUUGAAAGGAACUUGUCCGAUUUGUAUGAAUCCGGUUGAAUAUGGUGAUUUGAGCGACAUUUCGGAAGAACUGUAA